ACCGAGCAUUUUUUUUUCCAGUGGUCCCCACUAAAAAUUUCCCGGCACGGCCGGCGUCGAACGGCUGGUGUCGCCGCUUGCCGACAUUGCCACGUCAUCCGAUCUUCCCCCUUGUAUGAAUCCCAACCUACCUUUCCCUCCACGCAGAGAUGCGCCAAAAAAGCCGGCAGCCGCUUUCCGAUUCGUUAACCGACAUGAAAAUUCUUCGAUACCCUAAUUAAAAAAUAACCGCUCGACAAAUCCGAAUCCGAUUUCUUCUCCCUCGAAACCCACCGUUUCGGCUCCAGUGAGACACUAAGUUUUUUUUUUUUUUUUUGGAUUUGAUUCGUUUCAUUUCUUUCUUCUUCCCUUGCGUGAUAUUUGAGAUUGGAGGCAUCGGGCGGUGUUUGUGUUCCGAGUGUGCUCUUGUUGCUGUGUUGAGAUGGACGUAACGGAGGUUUCGAUUGUUCAUCACAUCGGGAUGGUGCUUCUGGCACUCUGGAUCAUGGCAUCUAUAGGGUGGUCGCAUACUCUGUUUUACUUCGGGGCUUUGCUCUACCUCUUUGCAGUAAAUCAACAAUAUACGGUGAGAUUGAGGAGGAAGUUGCAGCAUGAAGAACGAAAAUAUGCUAACCAAAGGAGGCUCCUUUCCGAUUCAGAAUCUGUAAGGUGGUUAAACCACGCAGUUGAAAAGAUCUGGCCUAUCUGUAUGGAACAGAUUGCAUCUCAGCAUUUCCUCUUGCCAAUCAUACCUUGGUUCUUGGACAAAUACAAGCCUUGGACUGCUAGUAAGGCAGUUGUUGAGAGCCUUUACCUGGGAAGGAACCCGCCCAUGUUUACAGAGAUAAGAGUUCUUGGCCAGUCAUUUGAUGAUGACCACUUGGUUCUAGAGUUGGGAAUGAGUUUUCUAUCUGCAAAGGAUAUGAGUGCGGUACUUGCUGUGCAGCUAAGGAAAAGUUUAGGGUUAGGAAUGUGGGCAAACAUGCAUGUGACAGGUAUGCAUGUUGAAGGAAAGGUAUUAGUUGGAGUGAAGUUCCUCCGACAAUGGCCAUUUAUUGGACGUAUGCGGGUGUGCUUUGCUGAAGUGCCUUACUUUCAGAUGACUGUAAAACCAAUCUUCAAUCAUGGUAUUGAUGUCACUGAGCUUCCAGGAAUUGCAGGAUGGCUGGAUAAUUUGCUAGCUGUUGCAUUUGAGCAGACUUUAGUCCAGCCUAAUAUGCUUGUUAUUGAUGUGGAAAAAUUUGUUUCAGCUCCAUCAGAAUCCUGGUUUUCAGUCUACGAGAAACCUCCUAUAGCAUAUGUGAAAUUGGAGAUCAUAGAAGCAACUGAUAUGAAACCUUCAGAUCUAAAUGGUCUUUCUGACCCUUAUGUGAAAGGCCAUCUUUAUAAUUAUAGAUUCCGAACAAAGGUUCACAAGAAAACCUUGUCUCCAAAGUGGUUUGAGGAGUUCAAGAUCCCAAUUUCAUCAUGGGAAGUGCCAAAUAUAUUGUAUCUUGAGGUUUGUGAUAAGGACCACAUCUUUGAUGACUUGCUCGGAGAUUGUUCGGUGAACAUCAGCGACUUAAGGGGCGGCCAGAGGCAUGAUAAAUGGCUGGCUUUGAAGAACGUAAAAAAGGGAAAACUGCAUUUGGCCAUCACCAUACAUGAAGAUGAGACUGAAUUAUCCAAACUGAGAGAGGCCACUACUCCUAAUCCAAAUUCAAAGGCACAACACAAUAAUACUGAUUCAUCUUUGGAAGAACAUCAACAAAUGGCUGAUGAAUUUGAGCCCAUCAAUAUAGAAGGGCAAGAAAAAACAGGAUUAUGGGUACACCGCCCUGGGAAAGAUGUCUCUCAAACAUGGGAGCCCAGAAAAGGAAGAUCACGCCGUGUAUCCGAAACGGAGCUGCAGCCACAGUGCAGUGAAGCCCUUGACAGCUUAAUCCCAGAAGGAUCUGGCAGUGAUGAAAAUGUAGAUGGGAAGAAAAUUAGCCGUCGUAGAACAAUAGGGAGGCGGCUCCAAAAACUUGGUUCUUAUUUUCAGAGGAGCCCAAAGAGGCAAAAUUCUAGAGAAGCAAAGGUGGUUAGUUCUGCCCAACCUCCCAACAUCAGGGCAGUUGAGGUGCAGGGAACAGCAGUCAGGAUCAUACUUGAUGAGAGCGUUAUUUCUGAGUCUGGAGAACUGACAGUAGAUGGGCAAAGUAGCAAUUAUGGAAACUUUGAGGUUGACAGUCCAGAGGAGAAGGGUGUCAUGAAGAGGAAAGGCUCAACAAAAUAUAAAUCAGAUGAAGCAUUGGAGAGGGAAGACUCAUCUCGUGUGCUCAUGGAGGACAAAGAAGUGGAUGCUGAGACCGUUCUGGGCUCUGUGAAGAAUGACAACGAGCGAUUUAUGAAAGGUUAGCCUGCUUUAUUAUUUUAAUUACAGUAAGAAAAUCAUUUCUGCUCCAUUUUUGCGCUCAAUGACAAAAUUCUGCCACUGUUUGCUGUGCCCUUCUAUGUAUUUUAUUGUUUACCGUCAUUUCAUGGCUGUAGCUGUAGCAAUAAAAUUGUGUAAACAGAAAUAGUCUUUCAUUGCUGUAUCAAUGAAGUUUUGUAAACAGAAAGAUAAGGUAGGAUGAGUAUUUUUGAACCUUAUUGUUGCAUGGGAUGAAAGAAAAUAGUGUGAAGACAGUCAUAGGAGUAUGAUUAUUAUGUUUUUGUGUUUCUGAACACUUGUAAUUUCAG
Messenger RNA from Phalaenopsis equestris, 2682 nucleotides. Its product is annotated as C2 domain-containing protein At1g53590-like. Lineage: Eukaryota; Viridiplantae; Streptophyta; Magnoliopsida; Asparagales; Orchidaceae. Bases 422 to 2359 code for a protein of 645 amino acids. The record is from RefSeq and is a predicted model, not a curated record. The transcript has 12 exons. Gene Ontology annotation, molecular function: lipid binding.